Messenger RNA from Drosophila busckii, 1684 nucleotides. Its product is annotated as putative methyltransferase C9orf114. NCBI's taxonomy places the organism in Eukaryota, Metazoa, Arthropoda, Insecta, Diptera, Drosophilidae. The transcript has 2 exons. The record is from RefSeq and is a predicted model, not a curated record. Bases 79 to 1497 code for a protein of 472 amino acids.
UGGUGGAUCACACGUGCACAACAGUUGUUUUGCGGUUGUUAACUACAGUUUUACUAUUUACUAACAGAAAACAGUAAAAUGUCUGAGGUUGCCAGCCGCAAUGACAAGCCCACAGAGCCGCAUAAGUCAUGGAAGAAAAUCAAUGAGGAGCGGAAGGCACUUAAACGCCAACGUAAGCAGGACAAGGCGCUGAAGGAGCUGCAAAAGGCACAGGAGACGGAGGCUGACAAGGAGGCCGCCAAAGCGAAGAGUCUAGAAAAGUCCAAACCUAAUCCUUCCACAGUGAGCAUAGCGGUGCCUGGUUCUAUACUGGAGAACGCACAGUCAGCCGAACUGAGAGCUUAUGUUGCCGGUCAAAUUGCGAGGGCCGCCUGCAUAUUCCGUGUCAACGAGGUGAUUGUUUUUGAUGACGUGGGCGUGGCCACGGCACGUGAGACAAAGCGUAGCUAUGAGCAGGACACGGAAGGAAGUGGCACAGGCACAGUGCGCAGCAGUUCGUUACAGCUGGCGCGUAUACUGCAAUAUCUAGAAUGUCCGCAGUAUUUGCGAAAAUAUUUCUUCCCACUGCACAAAGAUCUGAAAUACUCGGGACUGCUGAAUCCACUGGAUACACCACAUCAUUUGCGACAGCAGAGCAAAUUUCGCUAUCGCGAGGGCGUGGUCUGUGACAAGCAGGCAAAGGAAGGACAGAGCUAUGCUAAUGUCGGACUUCUGAACGAUGUGCUUAUCGACAAGGCCAUACAACCAGGCGUCAGAGUCACUGUCAAAAUGGAGCCAACUAGUGAAGGAAGUCGAAAACAACGUGCCAGCCUGGUUAGUCCAGAUGAGCCGCGCCGCGAAACUGGCGUCUAUUGGGGCUAUCAAGUGCGCAUUGCUCAUUCGCUAUCGGAAAUCUUUACCAAAUCAUCUUAUGCUGGCGGCUAUGAUCUUACUGUGGGCACCUCGGACCGCGGCGCCAAUGUGCAGCAAGUUCCCAGCAAAUCUUUGUCAUAUAACCAUCUACUCAUCGUAUUUGGUGGACUGCAAGGUCUGGAGGAAGCGCUAGCUAAUGACGAUAAGCUCACUGUGGAUGAUCCUGAAUUGCUAUUCGAUCAUUAUGUAAAUGUGUUGCCCAAGCAAGGCUCUCGAACCAUACGCACCGAGGAGGCGCUUUUGAUAGCCAUGGCAGCGUUACAGGACAAGCUGCAGCCACAAGCCGAUGAUGUGGAGACGGAUCUAAGCGAUCUACUGCCGCGUAGCGAGGAUACGGGUGUUACCAUGACGCGGGAUGUGUUGGUAAGCAAAAAGAAAAAGCGCAAAGCUGAGGACAAAACUGAGGCACCAGAUGAGCCCCCAGUCAAGCCAGCAAAAGUUUCACUGCCCACAAAUCCAUUCUGCGAGCGUGUUGCUGAAAAAGAGGCAACAAUGGAGCAGGAAGAAUUUGAAGUGGUGUCCGCUGCAGCGCCCACAGCAACAAGUGCGACGUCGAAUGCUGAAGAUCUUAGUCGCUUUGAUUAAUAAAUAUAUAAGGGAAAAAUUUAUAUUGUUUCAUAUAUUGUUUUUCUUUUACAAUAUUCGUUAACUAAGUAUUGUUGUACUGCAGGACAUCUCUGCUAGCUAGAGGCUCAAGUCGAAUGUUUUAUUAAGAUAUUUUUGUUCAAUACUUUUUCUCUAUUAACGUGUCACUUAUAGUAGUAGCUAUACU